This is a messenger RNA of Colletotrichum graminicola M1.001, 1500 nucleotides long. Its product is annotated as mevalonate kinase. Gene Ontology annotation, biological process: ergosterol biosynthetic process; isoprenoid biosynthetic process. The record is from RefSeq and is a predicted model, not a curated record. The transcript has 2 exons. Gene Ontology annotation, cellular component: cytoplasm. Gene Ontology annotation, molecular function: ATP binding; mevalonate kinase activity. NCBI's taxonomy places the organism in Eukaryota, Fungi, Ascomycota, Sordariomycetes, Glomerellales, Glomerellaceae. The coding region runs from base 1 to 1500 and encodes 499 amino acids.
AUGGCUGUUUUUGCCCCAGAAACAGAAACGCGGGAUGGGGCUGACACCAUCGCCAUCAAUGGCGUGUCGGCCGCCUCAUAUGUAAACGGCAAUGCCAACCUGGCCACCCGUCUCAAAAUGAGUCGUAAACAGUCGAGCCCCAUGAUGCCUGCUUUCAUGGUCUCUGCGCCUGGCAAGGUCAUUGUCUUUGGAGAACACGCUGUGGUUCACCGCAAGGCUGCUAUCGCUGCUGCCAUCUCUCUGCGAUCAUACCUUCUCGUCACCUCUCUUUCUAAAUCGAGAAGAACGGUUACGCUGCGCUUCCCAGACAUCGACCUGCAACACACUUGGAACAUCGACGAACUGCCCUGGGAGACCUUCCAGCGCCCCGACAAGAAGAAGUACUACUACGAUCUCGUGACGGAGCUUGAUCCGGAACUUGUCGAAGCCAUCCAGCCGCACCUCACUGGAGUAUCACUGCACAAGUCCGAAGAAGUGCGCAAAGUGCACCACAACUCUGCCUCGGCCUUCCUCUACAUCUUCCUCUCCUUGGGUUCCCAGUCGUUUACGGGAUGCCUCUACACCUUGAGAUCAACCAUUCCUAUUGGCGCUGGCCUGGGCAGCAGCGCAUCAAUCGCUGUCUGUUUAGCGGCAGCUCUUCUUCUGCAGCUGCGCACGCUAUCGGGCCCACACCCAGAUCAACCUCCUGAUGAAGCACGACUGCAAGUGGAGAGAAUCAACAGAUGGGCCUUUGUUUGCGAGAUGUGUAUACACGGCAACCCUUCUGGCGUUGACAAUACCGUAGCAACGCAGGGCAAAGCUGUCGUCUUCCAACGGACAGAUUACAACAAGCCACCUGCGGUACGGCCACUUUGGGAUUUUCCCGAACUGCCCCUUCUUCUCGUCGACACGAAGCAGGCCAAGUCAACGGCAUUCGAAGUCGCCAAGGUCGCUAAGCUCAAGAAGACGCAUCCCGAGCUUGUUGGCUGCAUUCUAGACGCCAUCGAUAAGGUUACAGAUGCGGCAGACAAGCUCAUUGGUGGUGAGGAGUUCGAUAAUGAGGAGGCUGAAAGUCUUCGCAAGGUUGGAGAGCUCAUGACCAUCAACCACGGCUUGCUGGUCUCUUUGGGGGUGUCGCAUCCGCGUCUCGAGCGGAUACGAGAGCUAGUGGACCACGAAGGCAUUGGUUGGACUAAGUUGACCGGCGCUGGCGGCGGCGGUUGCUCCAUCACACUGCUCAAGCCCGAUGUGGAAAAGGAGAAGCUUAUGAAACUAGAGACCCAACUGGCGGACGAGGGCUACGAAAAGUUCGAGACGACCCUGGGUGGUGAUGGUGUUGGUGUGCUCUGGCCCGCCGUCCUCAAGAAUGGAAUGGACGAGGACAAUGACGGAGGUAUGGAAAUCGACCAGGAGAGCUUUCUGAACGCCGACGGAAAUGAAGGCGUCGAGAAACUGGUUGGUGUCCACGGAGGGGCAGGGGAGCGCGAGGGGUGGAAGUUCUGGAGAGUUGAGAGCCGAUAG